Messenger RNA from Branchiostoma belcheri (Belcher's lancelet), 3555 nucleotides. RefSeq names its product histone-lysine N-methyltransferase EHMT2-like. Lineage: Eukaryota; Metazoa; Chordata; Leptocardii; Amphioxiformes; Branchiostomatidae. Bases 253 to 3351 code for a protein of 1032 amino acids. The transcript has 26 exons. Gene Ontology annotation, molecular function: p53 binding; zinc ion binding; histone methyltransferase activity. Gene Ontology annotation, cellular component: nucleus. The record is from RefSeq and is a predicted model, not a curated record.
ACAACUGUUGAAGAGGUGGUGGCGAGCGGCGGAGAAUCCACCACGAACACGGAACACUCGUCCGCGACCAGUUCCGAGAUCGGGGAAGAGGAAGGGGAACAGUCCGAAGACCUAAACGGGGAGGAAAGCGACACUCCGAGCGGGCGACGUCUUCGGCGGCACCGAGGCCGGCCACGAGGCAGCGCCGCGCAGGACAUCAGCAAACAGAAGAAGCAGCAGCUGCUGAAGACGCUACAGGACGCUCUGGAGACGAUGAACUCGGAGCAGGAGGAGGACCGGGAGGACGAGGAAGCGACCGAGAAAAGCAGCGACAGCGGAUCGGCCACGAAUGACGUCACAGCGAGCAACAUGCACGACUACAUCAGGACAGCCAAACCGCCGAAACCCAAGGCGAAAACUGUUAAAGAAAUGCUCCAGGAGAGGAGAGAGGAAGACAAUAAAGGACUGGCCAGCUUUGCUAUAGCUACAGUCGCCCCGCAAGCCAUCACUAUAGCAACAGAUGUGAUUGACAAGUCGACCCAAGGGGAGGAGCCAGGCGCUGCAGAAGCAGAGGAUGAUGGGAAGGGUAAAGAGGGGGAGGAGGUGGAGGAAAUGGCGGUUCAGGAGGAAGUCAUGGCGGAUGAAAAUGAGGAUGAGGUUUUCAAUGAAGAGGAUUCAAACCAGGAACCACUGGAGAAGAAAGAGAAAGUAGAAGAAGAUGGCCAGUCAUCUGCCUCAGCAGUCAACCUACGGAAGAAGAAGAACAAGCGACCGAUAGGUUUCACUUACAAGAAGAGGAAAAAGCCUAAAAGAAAAAUUAACGGUAGUAGCUCCGAUUUGAGUGACGCAUCUGGUCAUCCAAGUUCCUCCAAUGCCUCCACACCCAGCAGAUCAGGAAAUGGAAAAGAAAAUGGACAGAAUCAGCAAACCAUCUGGGACAUGGCAGACAUCCCUCAUUGGUUACGACCGGCCCCAAAUCGAACUGCAAAAGUCUCAGCACAGCAAGAGAUCGACAAGCAGUUUGACAUGCAGUUUGUGAAUCGCUCAGAACCCCCCCUGUGCAGCUGUAAAAUGGAACCUCCCAGGCAUAUGGACCUGAAGAAGAACCCAGGGAUAUACUGUAUGGCUAUAGAAAGCUGUGAUGGAAAGUUGUUUGGGUGCAGGAAUCUGAUCAGUAAAGCCCAGAUGGUUCGACCCUCGAGUAGAGUCCCCUUCAUGGGCGUGUGUGAACAACACAGGGCACGGAUGCAGAAGCACCAGUGCUGCCCAGGAUGUGGACAGUUCUGCACAAUGGGUUCCUUCCUGCAAUGUUCGCUGGGUGAAAACAUUCACCACAACUUCCACAAGGACUGUGCGACGAAGAUCGGCCAUGACACGUACUGUCCCCACUGUGGGGAGGACGCCACCAAGGCCAAACCUAUGUUCGUGGCUCCUCCUAAACAGCAGCCGGCCGCUCUGAAGGAAGGAGCAGAGUCGCCCAAAGCUGACCCCCCGCCAAAAAGUACCCCAAGUGCCCGUAUGACCGUUAUGGAGGGAGUACAGGAGGAAGAAGAGGACCUCACGCUGCCUUUCCACAGUGUCACCCUCAAAAAUGGAGCUGUGGUAUCCUCAGCUGAACUUCCCAUGGGUCCUGGUAGGGAGCUGUUGGAACAGGCACUCAUGUCUUUUGAAGGAGACAGGCCCAAAAAGUUGAGGUUCUUCCCCAAAAACCUUUACCUGUCCGCCAAGCAAGGAGAGCUACAGAAGGUUUUAUUCAUGCUAGCUGAUGGUUUUGAUCCAAACUACAAGUUUGAGUCCAACAACAAAGCCACGGCCAUGCACGCUGCUGCAGAGAAGGGCUUCACUGAGAUCGUUCACAUUCUCAUCCAGGCUGGGGGAAACAUCGAUGCCACGUGUGAAGAGAUGAAGACACCACUGCUGCUGGCUGCCUACAACAACCAGCUGCCUGUUGUACAGUACUUCAUCAAGGCUGGAGCCAACAUCAACCAGAAGGACAUGGAGGGUCUGACCUGCCUGCACCUGGCAGCCAAGGCAGGCAACCUGGACAUCUGUAAAUACCUCCUAUCUACAGGCAGCAUCGAUGUCAACGUACAGGAUGAAGGAGGGUGGAACCCCAUGAUCUGGGCAGCCGAACACAAACAUCUGGACAUUGUCAAGCUACUGUUGAGCCGAGGAGCUGAUCAGAACCUCAGGGACAAUGAGGAAAACAUUUGCCUCCACUGGGCCGCCUUCUCAGGUUCGGUGGAUGUCGCUGAGGUCUUCCUCAAUGCCAAGUGUGACAUCAACAGUAUCAACAUUCACGGGGACACGCCCCUGCACAUCGCGGCUCGUGAGAACCAUUACGAGUGCGUGGUGCUGAUUUUGUCCCGCGGGGCCGACGUGGAGAUACGCAACAAGGAGAACGAAACGCCCAUCGACUGUGCAGAGGUAAACUCUCAGGUGUGGAUGGCUCUGCAGAUGAACAAGAAGCUGAAGGCUGUCGCUGCCGCCCGGGCCGUCCGCACAGAGAAAAUCCUCCACAGCUUGUUGUCUGUUCGAUCCAGGGACAUCUCAAAGGGUCGCGAGAACGUUCCCAUCCCGUGUGUGAACGCCGUGGACGAUGAUCAUUUCCCCGCCGACUUCAUGUACAUCACGGAGAGCUGUGAAACUUCCACCCUCAGUAUAGACAGGAACAUCAUCCACCUACAAGGUUGUCAUUGUGAGGAUGACUGUUCCUCUAACAACUGUGUCUGUGGGCAGAGCAGCAUCAAGUGUUGGUACGACCAGGACGGAUGUUUGCUGGAGGAGUUUAACAAGAUUGAGCCUCCGCUGAUCUUCGAGUGUAACCGGACCUGUAACUGCUGGAUGAACUGUAGGAACAGGGUUGUCCAAGCUGGACUCAGGUUGAGGCUACAGUUGUUCAGGACCAAAGGCAUGGGUUGGGGCGUGCGGACACUACAGGACAUCCCCCGGGGAACCUUCGUCUGCGAGUAUAUAGGUGAGAUCAUCAGUGAUGCAGAGGCAGACCAGAGAGAAGAUGAUUCCUACCUUUUCGACCUGGACAACAAGGAAGGUGAGGUGUACUGCCUCGACGCUCGUUUUUACGGUAACAUAGCCCGCUUCAUCAACCACCUUUGCGAACCGAACCUGAUCCCUGUCCGCGUGUUCGUGGACCACCAGGACCUCCGCUUCCCCAGGAUAGCCUUCUUCACCGCCAAGGACGUCAAAGCAGAGGAGGAGCUAGGGUUUGACUAUGGUGACAAGUUCUGGGAUAUCAAGUCUAAAUACUUCUCCUGUCACUGCGCCGCUGAGAAGUGCAAACAUCGCCGGUCUGACCGCGGCUGCCAGGCACAGGGCGACUCUAACGGGGACGUCUUAGAUGUGGAGAAUUGACGACUAUUGUCAUAGUUUUCUAUAGUUUUAGGUUACUUAUUAAUGUAGGCCUAGGAAAAAAAUGUUGUGUUUUCUGUUUCCCGACCAACCCUAGAAGAAACUGCACACCCUAGCCAACUUUUUUGUGUGUGGACCCCUGCAAGGGACUUACAUUUUUGCAAGCUGAUUGACCUUUUCUAGCUCUAUGAUCUGACACCUGAGUGA